AAAGGGAGGAACCGAGGAAGUAGUAAAUUGGCCAAAAGGUUUCUUAUGUCUGAGUUAUGCCUUAUCUUAGUUCGGCGGCCAUUGGAGACGGGUGUACUAGAGGAUGAGGGAUUUCAACAUCAAUUGAAAUGGAGCCAUUUUUUCCGAUGAUAAGUAUAACUAAUACACACCCUAUUUCUUUCUUUCAGUAACCACCAUUACACUUAUUUUCCCUCUCCUACAGUCCAACUCUUUCUCUCUCUAAACCCCUCCUUUCCUGAACAAAUUGAGCACUGGUUUGAACUGAAAUUUGUUUAUUUCCCUCUCUUACCUCCCCUUUUCGGUAAACCUUGAAUCUUUUUUUGCAAAACCCUUUGAAAGAAUUGUUUUUGAGUAGUUCUGGGCAUAGCUGUUUGAUGAAAUAACUCUUAAUUUAAGUACAUGAAACCUUAAAAUUAGUGGGUGGGCAUGUUUCCAGCUGAUCAUGCUAACUUGUGGAUAACUUAGGCUAAGAUGGUGUGUCCAAUAAAUUGCCAUUACAAUUGUUUUAUAAGAGAUAGUAGAUGGAGUUAUUACGAUGCAAUGUCAAGGGUGAAACCUCGAUCUCCACUAUUAAUUCAUGUACAUGACAAGCAUUAUGGAGCUGUCUUGGGAAGAUUAUGCACAAGGUUUCGUUUACAAGGUCCACUAAUGCAGGAGCAACAUCUACCUGUUCAGCCUUCAGUAACUGCUUUGUCAAGAGAUCAAGAAGAUAUAGUGGAAUUCUUUGAGAGUGAAAAGCCCUUUUUAGAUGAUCUUAUAGUUACCAAUGGAUACUAUUAUAAAAGCCAAGACACCGAGUGUUUGACUGACGAGGGUGGCACCUUUUCGCAAAGGAACCAACUUGUAGAAGAGCCCUGGCUGUUGCAGCCAUGUGGUAAUUUUGACUAUGACAAAAAUAAUUUUCCUCAUGUUCAUUCAAAGAAUUUAGAUGAAGAUUCAAAAUCUCGUCCGAGUGUCUAUUCUGAGCUGCAAUCAUCUACAAAUGAUCGUAGAUAUGGUUCCAAUUCUUUCAUCGAAAGUGAAAAAAUAUAUAAUCAUGUUGAUGGAGACUUCAGUUCUACCUGGUCUUUCUCAGAAAGAGAUCAUCCUGUUGAAGAUCCCUGGCUGCUAUAUCCCGUUGUCAUUCCUUCCAAAACUAGUGCGAGUUCAGCUGAUGGAGCUCCCAUCAGCAGGGAGCGUUCUCAUGUAGACAAAACACACCUUCUAGAGCUUCAAGAACAACACCAUCAAAUAUCAGAAAAACUGCUUUCUGGAACAGAGAGUAAUCUCCUUCCACCGUCAGCUUCAGUUUCUACUGAGAUAUUAAUAAACUGCUCUAUUUGUACAAUGCAAAGAAUAGCUGUGCUUGAAGACAGGAAUCUAGUCGAGCUAUUAUUGGAGCCAGUCAAAAGUAAUGUGCAAUGUGAUAGUGUUUACCUGGGGGUUGUCACAAAGCUUGUUCCUCAUAUGGGUGGUGCAUUUGUUAAUAUAGGGAGCUCUAGACCGUCCCUUAUGGACAUAAAGCAUAAUAAGGAACCUUUUAUAUUUCCAGUAUUUGGUGGUUCUUCAAUUGAAAACGAUGAAACUUGCUUUCCAUCAUUUGUGCUUGAAAAGAACUUGGAUGUUACUAAGCUUAAACAGGCAUUCCUAGAAGGGGAUGAUGAACUAUCUGAUGAUGAUGCAGAGGUCGAUUUCGAGGACGAUGAACUCGAGGAACAUGAAAAUGAAGAUUACAUGGAUCUCGAAGAAGUCAAAACAGGAAAUCUGACUGGGGUCAAUAUUAAUGAAACUGGACAAAAUCUUGAGGGCUUUCCGUAUCAGUUGAAUGGGAAUGGGAGCCAUUCAAAAGUUCAAACUGAUUCCCAUCUUGCGCAAAGGCGUACAAGUACUAACAACAUUUACAAUGCUGAAGAAAAAUGGGCUCUUGUUCGUAAAGGCACCAAGAUAUUAGUACAAGUUGUGAAAGAGGGAUUAGGUACAAAAGGUCCCACAUUGACUGCUUAUCCAAAGCUCAGAAGCAGAUUCUGGGUAUUGAUCACUCGGUGCAAUAGUAUUGGAGUAUCCAAGAAAAUUUCUGGAGUCGAACGCACACGCUUGAGAGUCAUUGCAAAAUCUUUGCAGCCCCGCGGUUUUGGUGUUACCAUCAGAACUGUUGCUGCUGGUCACUCUAUGGAAGAAUUGCGAAAGGACUUGGAAGGGUUGCUGUCUACCUGGAGAAAUAUCGUUGAGCAUGCAAAAUCUGCAGCACUUGCAGCCGAUGAAGGUGUUGAAGGGGCUGUACCUGUGAUUCUGCACCAAGCAAUGGGGCAGACACUAUCUGUCGUCCAGGAUUAUUUCAACGAGAAGGUUAAGAGAAUGGUAGUUGACUCCCCAAGGACAUACCAUGAGGUGACCAAUUAUUUGCAAGAUAUUGCCCCAGAGCUUUGUGAUCGGGUUGAAUUGCACAGGAAAAAUGUUCCAUUAUUUGAUGAUUUCAACAUUGAAGAAGAGAUCAAUAACAUUCUCAAUAAAAGAGUUGCUCUUCCAAAUGGAGGCUCUUUGGUGAUUGAACAAACUGAAGCGUUAGUCUCUAUUGAUGUAAAUGGAGGACAUGGAAUGUUUGGUCAAGGUGCCUCACAAGAGAAAGCUAUUCUUGAUGUCAACCUUGCAGCUGCGAAACAGAUUGCCAGGGAAUUGCGGCUAAGGGAUAUUGGUGGAAUUAUCGUGGUAGAUUUUAUUGAUAUGAUGGAUGAAUCAAAUAAAAGAUUAGUCUAUGAAGAAGUCAAGAAGGCAGUUGAGAGGGAUCGCUCCAUGGUCAAAGUCUCGGAAUUAUCCAAGCACGGAUUAAUGGAGAUCACCAGAAAGAGAGUACGUCCAAGUGUGACAUUUAUGAUAAGUGAACCAUGCAUUUGCUGCCAUGGUACCGGCAGAGUGGAAGCUCUAGAGACAUCCUUCUCAAAAAUUGAGCAUGAAAUUUGUCGCUUGCUAGCAACACUGGACCAGAAAGCAGAUCCUGAAAAUCCGAAGUCUUGGCCAAGAUUGUUGCUCAGAGUUGAUAGUUACAUGUGUGACUACUUGACCUCUGGGAAGAAGACUAGACUUGCAACUUUGAGCAGUUCUCUGAAAGUCUGGAUUCUUUUAAAGGUUGCAAGGAAUUUUACAAGGGGUGGAUUUGAAGUGAGAUUGUUAGGUGAUGAAAAGGAAAACGAUAAUCAGCAACAAUUUGGCAUGGCCACUUUACCAUCUGAAACCGAGAUUUCAUUAGUAUCCACCAAAAGAACCAAGCUGUUCCCUGUUAAGAGAUGGAAGACAGGAAGAAAAGUCUAAUCACAUUUCGAUUUCAUCAAUGUUUUUCCUUGUCAUGAGUGGAAAAUUCUAAAGGCUUUGGAUUCAUUCGAAGAUAAAUGAAUAAUCAACGAUGAACGAGAAUCGGAGAAUAAUGACUUGAAGAUUUUUUACGGAGUCGAAUUGAGGCUGGCUGGUUGAACAUCCAUUUCAAUUGCGCGGAAAAAAUCCAACAAACUCAAAGCGAAGAAUUUCUCUUCUUGCUUUUGUUUGGCCUUCAGCGUUUACAUGGAGCUUUAGCUGAUUUUUAUGAGAUUUGGAGUGCAGAUUCUGGAUCAAAUUUAGCUUCAAUUUUGUGAUUAGUUGAAUGUAGUGAACCAUGCACAGGAUGGCUGGCCAAGAUUUUGUUACUUGUAAAUCAUUGGGGUUUUAUAGGAAAUGCUAUUUUAUAUUGCCUCUA
This is a messenger RNA of Amaranthus tricolor (Joseph's coat), 3724 nucleotides long. RefSeq names its product ribonuclease E/G-like protein, chloroplastic. Gene Ontology annotation, biological process: rRNA processing. Bases 493 to 3306 code for a protein of 937 amino acids. The transcript is spliced from 13 exons. Gene Ontology annotation, molecular function: RNA nuclease activity; RNA binding. Lineage: Eukaryota; Viridiplantae; Streptophyta; Magnoliopsida; Caryophyllales; Amaranthaceae. Gene Ontology annotation, cellular component: cytoplasm. The record is from RefSeq and is a predicted model, not a curated record.